AUGUCCUCUCAAUUAGAAGAAAUGCAAUCUCAAUGUCAGUGUGUUGUACAAUCUCCAAAUUCAGGAUCGGCUUGUAAGUGUGUUCCUGCUGGAGUUUGCCAAUGUGACACAGAAUGUGAUUGUGCUCAUUGUAAACAAAUGAAACAAGCUGGUAAAUGUUGUGCUAAAGAGUGCAAGUGUGGUCCUGUUGGAGUCUGUCAAUGUGACACCGAGUGUGGUUGUGCCCACUGUAAACAAAUGAGACAAGCUGGUAAAUGUUGCUCUCAAAAGUCUAGUUGUUGUGCUAAAGAGUGCAAAUGUGGUCCUGCUGGAGUCUGCCAAUGUGACACCGAGUGUGGUUGUGCCCACUGUAAACAAAUGAGACAAGCUGGUAAAUGUUGCUCUCAAAAGUCUAGUUGUUGUGCUAAAGAGUGCAAAUGUGGUCCUGCUGGAGUCUGUCAAUGUGACACAGAAUGUGAUUGUGCUCAUUGUAAACAAAUGAAACAAGCUGGUAAAUGUUGUGCUAAAGAGUGCAAGUGUGGUCCUGUUGGAGUCUGCCAAUGUGACACCGAGUGUGGUUGUGCCCACUGUAAACAAAUGAGACAAGCUGGUAAAUGUUGCUCUCAAAAGUCUAGUUGUUGUGCUAAAGAGUGCAAAUGUGGUCCUGCUGGAGUCUGUCAAUGUGACACCGAGUGUGGUUGUGCCCACUGUAAACAAAUGAGACAAGCUGGUAAAUGUUGCUCUCAAAAGUCUAGUUGUUGUGCUAAAGAGUGCAAAUGUGGUCCUGCUGGAGUCUGUCAAUGUGACACAGAAUGUGAUUGUGCCCACUGUAAACAAAUGAGACAAGCUGGUAAAUGUUGCUCUCAAAAGUCUAGUUGUUGUGCUAAAGAGUGCGAAUGUGGUCCUGCUGGAGUCUGUCAAUGUGAUACAGAAUGUGAUUGUGCUCACUGUAAACAAAUGAGACAAGCUUGUAAGUGCUGA
This is a messenger RNA of Arxiozyma heterogenica, 960 nucleotides long. RefSeq lists its product as uncharacterized. NCBI's taxonomy places the organism in Eukaryota, Fungi, Ascomycota, Saccharomycetes, Saccharomycetales, Saccharomycetaceae. The transcript has a single exon. The record is from RefSeq and is a predicted model, not a curated record. The coding region runs from base 1 to 960 and encodes 319 amino acids.